AGGAUGGAUGCAACAUCAAAGAAUCACCCUGCCAGCGAUGGCGCAGAUCUACGGCAAGGCGAUACCGAAGAUCGUAGACACGAUGAUUCCGGUACAGUGAAUGGGAAAUUUCGGUUCAAAUCUUCCAAAUCCAAGCACCGAUCGCGAACCAACGAGACCGACGAAGGCCAACAACACCGUCAGCACCAUCGCAAGCGACAUCAUCGCCAUGGAUCUCAAACCACCUCUGAACGGAAAAGAAGCAAACGUGGCCAUUCUCCUUCCUCUCAUGAACGAUCGAAUGCGCGACUCUCGCCCGGGGCCGCAUUUCGCGAAUCGCUGUUCGACGCGCUGGGCGAUGACGAAGGUGCAGCAUACUGGGAAUCGGUUUACGGGCAGCCAAUCCAUACAUACGACAAGCCCUCGGUACCAAAGGGACCGAAUGGGGAGCUGGAACAGAUGUCCGACGAGGAAUAUGCGACGUACGUGCGCGCACGGAUGUGGGAACGGACCCAUGAGGGGAUGUUCGAAGAGAGGGAACGACUUCGUCAAGAAAAAGCGAGACAGAAGGCACAGGAUCAGAGACAGGAAAGAGCGUCUUAUGAGAAAAUGCAAUUCGAACAAGCAAUCGAAGAAAGUCUGAAAAGAGGCCGGGAGCGGCGGCGACUGAAGGCCUGGAAAACAGUGUGGGAAGAAUACCAGCGCAGCUGGGAAGCGCUGAAUCAGCUAACAGCCAGGAGUGGCGAUGGGCAGGGCAAUCAAAUGGAGGGCGACCAGAAACACUUCAGAAAUGUGAUAUUCUGGCCUGUGGAGUCCGGCAAGCGGAGAGAUAUCUCGCGAGCAGCAGUGGAAGAGUUCAUGCUUCAUGCGCCUAGAAACUCCUCGGCUGGUGAAAAGCCUCAAAAGCGGAAAGACGACUCUUCCCAUAUUCUGACAACACUCAAGGCUGAGCGUGUGCGGUGGCACCCGGACAAAAUUCAGCACCUAUACGGCGCUUUGGGAAUCGAAGAGGUUAUUGUCAAGAGUGUUACGGAAGUAUUCCAAAUCCUCGAUCAGAUGUGGAAUGAGGAACGCGAGAAACAAAACCGUGGAUGACGAAGUUCGAAAUAGAGGUUUACGAGGCUUGCGAACAGCAUACACUUUACGAUAUGAUACCCAGCUGUUCCUUCAGACAUUGUAUUUCAUGCAUACACUAUUAAUUGCUCUCCACUAAGAACCAUGAUUGCACUGCUGAGCAAGUACAUAGAUUAUGAUGUGAGCCAUUAGUUCUCAGUCGUGUCAAUGGCAGCCGUAGAAAACCACUUUUGCAAUUAAGAGUAGAGGAAAAGGAGUAGUUGACGUGAUACAUUUGAUACAAGGCUAUGCAAAAUAACGUAGAAGAUAGAUCAGGAGUUGGACUGAAUUUGAGUACGAGGGAUGCUUGAUUGGUUCGAUUUUUUUUUUCUUGUUUUCGCUUUUUUCAGAGUUUUCGGUUUUUUUUU
Messenger RNA from Penicilliopsis zonata CBS 506.65, 1460 nucleotides. RefSeq lists its product as hypothetical. Gene Ontology annotation, biological process: canonical NF-kappaB signal transduction. The record is from RefSeq and is a predicted model, not a curated record. Bases 4 to 1074 code for a protein of 356 amino acids. The transcript has a single exon. NCBI's taxonomy places the organism in Eukaryota, Fungi, Ascomycota, Eurotiomycetes, Eurotiales, Aspergillaceae.